Molecule: messenger RNA, 456 nt
Organism: Lemur catta (Ring-tailed lemur)
Lineage: Eukaryota; Metazoa; Chordata; Mammalia; Primates; Lemuridae
Product: jerky protein homolog
Exons: 1
Coding region: 1-456 (151 amino acids)
Cellular component (GO): nucleus
Molecular function (GO): DNA binding
Source: RefSeq, a predicted model, not a curated record
AUGUCCAAAAGAGUUAAAGAUAUACCUGUGGGUAACAGUGAAAAGAAGAAAAGGAAGCAUCUGUCUUUAUCAAUAGCUCAGAAAGUGGAGGUACUGCGGAAACUUGAUGGUGGUGUGUCUGUUAAGUGUCUUACUGAAGAAUGUGGUGUAGGAACCACCACCAUAUAUGACUUAAAGAAACAGAAAGACAAGUUGUUGAAAUUUUACAGUGACAGUGAUAACCAAGAACUAAUGAAAAAUAGGAAAACAUUGCAUAGGGCCAAAAAUGAAGAUCUUGACUGUGUAUUGAUUGAAUGGAUUCGGCAACAAAGAAGUAAAGACAUGCCACUGACUGGAUUGUUAGUCAUGAAACAAGCUAGAAUAUACCAUGAAGAACUGAAUAUUGAAGGCAAGUGUGAAUAUUCAGAAGGCUGGCUACAGAAAUUUAAAACACCGUCAUGGUAUCAAGUAUCUUAA